AUGACACACCCUUUUCCUCGAUUGCCAACUAUGGGUCGUCGUCCUGCCCGCUGCUACCGCUACUGCAAGAACAAGCCGUACCCCAAGUCAAGGUACAACCGUGGUGUCCCCGAUCCCAAGAUUAGGAUCUUCGACCUGGGCCGCAAGCGUGCCAAUGUCGACGAGUUCCCCCUUCUGUGCCCACCUUCUGCCCGUAUCUGCGCCAACAAGUACGUGACCAAGACAUCUGGCAAAGAUUCGUUCCACCUGCGAGUCCGUGUCCACCCUUUCCACGUCCUCCGCAUCAACAAGAUGUUGUCCUGUGCUGGAGCCGAUCGUCUCCAAACGGGAAUGCGUGGUGCCUGGGGCAAGCCCUACGGCACUGUCGCCCGUGUCGACAUUGGCCAAGUCAUCAUGUCAAUUCGCUGCAAAGACUCCAACUCGGCUGUCAUCAUUGAGGCUCUUCGCCGUGCUCGUUACAAGUUCCCUGGCCGCCAGAAGAUCAUUGUUUCGAAGAAAUGGGGUUUCACCGCCGUUGAAAAGACCGAGUACCUCAAACUGAAGGAAGACAAGCGUGUGCUCCAGGAUGGUGCCUAUCUGCAGUUCAUCCGGCCCAAAGGCAACCUUGAGGCCAACCUCCGUGCUCAGCUCCGCGCGUAG
This is a messenger RNA of Mycena indigotica, 639 nucleotides long. Its product is annotated as 60S ribosomal protein. The transcript is spliced from 7 exons. Gene Ontology annotation, cellular component: ribosome; cytosolic large ribosomal subunit. Lineage: Eukaryota; Fungi; Basidiomycota; Agaricomycetes; Agaricales; Mycenaceae. Gene Ontology annotation, biological process: ribosomal large subunit assembly; translation. Bases 1 to 639 code for a protein of 212 amino acids. Gene Ontology annotation, molecular function: structural constituent of ribosome. The record is from RefSeq and is a predicted model, not a curated record.